Messenger RNA from Closterium sp. Naga37s-1, 490 nucleotides. The record is from the annotation of a GenBank genome assembly. NCBI's taxonomy places the organism in Eukaryota, Viridiplantae, Streptophyta, Zygnematophyceae, Desmidiales, Closteriaceae.
AUGGCCUUUUCCCCUCCAAUUUUUCCCUCCUCGCAUCCCUGUCACUCCUCCCACGAUCCUGCUCGUUUCCUCUACUCUCCCCUCACAAGCCUCCCAUCUUCCAUCUCUCCUCCCCCUUCCACCCCACGUGCGCCUUUCCCCUCGCUCUCUCCCUACGCUUCCCUUGUUCAUGGGCGGGUCGUGGCGGCACUCAUGGCCGGGCUGCUGCCGCUACACAAGGCAGGGGAGCUGCUGCCAGCCGUGUCGGUCGGCACCUUCAUCAUCGCCCGUGUCCUCCAACCUUCUCCUUCCCGUUGCCUUCACUAUCUGCAGCAGGCAUGCCACUCACUCCCCUACCAGCAGCUGCACCCAAUCCGUCCGGUCUGCCUGCACAUCCUCUCUCACCCGCUUCACACCUGCACGCACUGUCUCAGACUCACACGCCUUGGUCGGGUGCAGCAGUGGAAGGUGGGAAGGGUGAUGCUGGCAGCAGGGCACUUCAAAUGUCCAG